This is a messenger RNA of Lates calcarifer (barramundi perch), 3149 nucleotides long. RefSeq names its product protein tyrosine phosphatase type IVA 2. The record is from RefSeq and is a predicted model, not a curated record. The transcript has 8 exons. Bases 1082 to 1588 code for a protein of 168 amino acids. Gene Ontology annotation, molecular function: protein tyrosine phosphatase activity. Gene Ontology annotation, biological process: protein dephosphorylation. Gene Ontology annotation, cellular component: nucleus. Lineage: Eukaryota; Metazoa; Chordata; Actinopteri; Centropomidae.
GCGAUGUUUAUUGUGGGUACCAUGAUAUUUCUGUUCAACAUGUCUCUGCAGACUCUUUUCUUUCAUUAGAAGCGUCUGGAUCUUUCGUGAAACUACUACGUUUUGUUAGCAGCAAGCUAGCGGGCCGUUGUCAGCCAGGACCCAGAAAAGCAGCAUCAUCAUCAAUGGUGUGUCUACAUCCCGGAGCCGUCACAUUUUCCUGUGUCCGCUCAAUGAACUAUCUCCUCAGCUCUCAUCACAGCUGCACAUGUAUGGCGUUUGCGAGGCUUGGAGGGGAGUUUUGCCAAGCCCAGCACCUGCUGCUUAUUGUGGACAAGUGAACAGGAGACACCAGCUAGGCGCAAGCACUGCCAUUCACACACACACAGGUGUGUAGCACAAAGGCUGGUGGUGUCUCUGGUGGUGUAUGGGAAAGUUCUCUGUUUAUCACCUUACAGUCCAUGGACAGCAGAGAGUAGAGGUCCUUCCUGCCAUCCUGUUCAACCCAUAUGAAGACAAGCCAACCAGUCUGUCACCUGUCCUGGGGAGUAGGGGAGGCUUUGGUUUUAGCCCGGGAGCUUCCUCUCUGCUCUUCUCCUUUCCUGUUUUUCCUUUCCUCCUCUGCUCUGACUCAUACAAGCCUUCUCUGAAUGGGCUAAAAGAUUUGAAAGGAAGGAAGGAUAGAUCUUUAUCUGUCUUCAUUUUUUUCCCUCCUGGACUUUGGGUGUCUUCUCUCCAGUCUUCUUAAUCCCAACCUGCCAGAUUUAAAUUUAUGUUUUAAGCCAAUUUUAGUUUUUCCUUCAUUGCCAAUAAGAGUUAAGGAUUAUUUUCAUCCUCAUUUCUUUCCUGAGUAAUUUGUAUUUUUUUUGUUGUUGUUUUAUAUUCAGACUACUUUUUGUCGCCAAAGGAGUAGGAUAUUUACAUUCAUUGCCCAUAAGUCACAUUUUAGUUUAGAUAACUUCUUUUUAAUUUUUGCUUUUUUAAUAGUCAAAAGGAGUUUUACUUUUUUCCCCUUGAAGACUUCUCUGUUAGUCCAUUUUUCUAAAGCACAGUACUUUUCUGGUCUAAAACUCUUCAUUGACAAACCUUUGUGGGUCUAAAAAUGAACCGACCGGCUCCAGUAGAGAUCUCCUAUGACUGUCUGAGAUUCCUCAUCACGCACAACCCCACUAACGCACAACUGGGAAGGUUUAUAGAGGAUCUGAAGGCGUAUGGAGUUAACACCCUGGUGAGAGUGUGUGCUGCUACAUAUGACAAGGCACCGGUGGAACAAGAGGGCAUACAAGUUCUGGAUUGGCCAUUUGAUGAUGGAUCGGCCCCCCCUGACCAGGUGGUUGAUGAUUGGCUGAACCUGCUGCAGACAAAGUUUAGAGAUGAGCCUGGCUGUUGUGUGGCUGUGCACUGUGUUGCUGGACUAGGACGAGCUCCUGUGUUGGUGGCCCUGGCUCUAAUUGAGUGUGGGAUGGAAUAUGAGGAUGCGGUGCACUUCAUAAGACUGAAGCGUCGUGGAGCGUUCAACUCCAAGCAACUGCUUUACCUUGAAAGCUACAAACCUAAACUGUGUCUGCGCUCCAAAGAUGCCAAUGGACAGAGCUGCUGUAUACAGUAGGAAUCUAUAACCCCCACACAUCCUCACUGCAACUUCACAGGAGACUUUCAUCUUUUGAUGUUAAAUUGAAAGUUGACGUGUCUUGGUAAAUUAAUAUAACAUUAAUCCAUGAAUUUGAUUCAAAGCAAUUUGUAUAAUUCCAGUAAUUCAAGGACCUCACUGCAAAUUCUAAAAAGUAAAGUCAGCAAAGUCAGGCAGCUUCUGAUUUUACAUCAAAAAUGAGCCUAAAAAAGUUAAAGGUUUUUAUUUCUGUUCUUUGGUCUGUAACCUCACCUUAAUAUGUAGCAAAACUACACAAACCCCACAGUGAAACAGAAUUCACAUUUAACUGUCACUGUUAAUUCAAGCUUGUUUGACUUUAGAAAUUAAAAGCAUUUAUCACAAAGGUCACUGGCUCAAUUCACUAUCACAGGUGCAGCUACAGGAAGUGCUGCUGAUGUUAACAGAUUUGUUCAGGCAUUAUUAAAACAAAAGCUUGGUAAGCAACAACACUGCAAAUGCUGAAUAAAUAGUUAGCAGUAUGUGCUCUGGGAGGCUUGCUGGUUUAUUGCACUUCAGUCUGCACAGUAGGUCCAGACUGAUUUAUUUAUUCCUCUUUAUUCCCUGACCAAAUCAACAUCCUGCAGCCAGAAUGCAGUGCAGAUAAUAAACAACUCAGACAGGUUAAAAAACAUUAAGAAAUGUGACUGAGAAGAUUAAAAGAUAAAAAAAGUGUCCUCAGUUUGAUGCAAAUGUGAGAUAUGCUGUAUUAAUCAACACUACAAUCUACCUACUCAGUGUAUGUCCCGAGUCCGAGUCAUAGGUGCACAGUCUGCUUCUCUGGAACAAACUCAUGUUGGCUGUAAGUGUUUUACACUGUUAUUCAUAAUGUCACCUGGGCAACAGGGCCGACAUGUUAAAGAUCAGUUGGUGAAUGUAUUUAUAAAGGAACAUUUAAAGGUUUUGGUAGAUUGUCCUAUCAGUUGUUAGACUUUAAGAACAAAAUAAGUCAUCUAUCCUUAAUAGUAGGCUGCAAUGCUUCAUGCUUCCAAUUCAGUAAUACACAGUGUUGGAUGAUGUGCAACAUAGUGUACGAUGGAGUAGUAGCACGCACCAUGUGGUAUUAGUCGUCCUGCUAGAUUAUAUUGAGUGGUAAUCUGCGUGAUAACAGUCCAGAACUUACUGUGAAUGAUAGUAAGCUCCAUGCAAACACAUGAGCACGUACUGUUAAAGAUGGUAGGAGGUAGUAACACAAACAGGACAAUCUUCCAAAUACUUUUCCUUAUUCUUAUUACAAUAUCCACGGAACACGACUGUGGAGCAAACAUGUCCGCCACUGAACACUUAAUGGCCGUUCUGUACCUACCUAGCUGUCUGGUCAGCUGCUGUGUUUGUAAGAUGCUGUUGGUCUUUGUGAUGUUAUUAUUUUUCUAUAGGUUUUCUUUUCUUUUCCCUUGUACCUCUGAUCUAUUUGUACUUGUUAUUUAUUGAUUGAUUCCACUGUGUUUCUUUGUGAAAUGUCCGUCUGCUGGGAAAAAAAUCUAUUAGUCCACUUGGAAAAUUAAAGUGUUUAGUACUGUAA